Molecule: messenger RNA, 516 nt
Organism: Pediculus humanus corporis (human body louse)
Lineage: Eukaryota; Metazoa; Arthropoda; Insecta; Psocodea; Pediculidae
Exons: 3
Coding region: 1-516 (171 amino acids)
Biological process (GO): ribosome biogenesis; snoRNA guided rRNA pseudouridine synthesis
Cellular component (GO): box H/ACA snoRNP complex
Molecular function (GO): box H/ACA snoRNA binding
Source: RefSeq, a predicted model, not a curated record
AUGGAUACAGGUCCUCCUGACCGUGUGAUACCCCUUGGAUUUUUAACUCAUACAUCCCAAGAUGAUUUAGUUAUCAAGUCGGAAAUUGAAGAUGUACCUUUUUUUAAUGCACCUAUUUAUCUUUCGAAUAGAGAGCAAAUAGGAAAAAUUGAUGAAAUAUUUGGCACAAUCAGAAAUUAUUAUGUGUCAGUGAGAUUGAGUGAUGAAGUGAAAGUAAACAGUUUUCAAGUUAACGAUAAGGUUUAUAUUGAUCCAGCAAAAAUAUUACCAUUAAGUAGAUUUCUUCCGAAACCACCUGGUCAAAAAGGACCUAAAAGAGGAGGUGGUGGUGGUGGUGGCGGUGGUAGGGGUGGCAGAGGAGGCAGAAGAGGAGGAGGAGGUGGCAGAGGAGGAUUUGGAGGAAGAGGUGGUGGUGGAGGAGGAGGAGGAAAUUUCGGAAGAGGAGGUGGAAGGCCAAGUUUUAGAGGUAGAGGUGGUGGACGAGGCGGGGGAGGAGGAGGAGGAGGAUGGCGAUAG